Molecule: messenger RNA, 1387 nt
Organism: Aethina tumida (small hive beetle)
Lineage: Eukaryota; Metazoa; Arthropoda; Insecta; Coleoptera; Nitidulidae
Product: CLIP domain-containing serine protease HP8
Exons: 6
Coding region: 91-1236 (381 amino acids)
Biological process (GO): proteolysis
Molecular function (GO): serine-type endopeptidase activity
Source: RefSeq, a predicted model, not a curated record
UAUUACUGAUUUAGAAUUCCCAAUUUUUGAGGGUGAAAUGAUACAACCUUUACCACUUUUAGUACAAAAAGUUGCUUCAAAGUGAUCACAAUGGCUUAUAAAAUUGUGGGUGCUAACAAGUUUUUAUUUUCAAUGUUUUUGUUGUAUUGUGUUACUAACGGAGAUUGUGGAAGGAAAGAAAUACUAAUUAAUUCGAAAUGUGAGCCACCAAGGGGAGACACCUGCAUUGACAUCUACCAGUGCCCGUUCUUCGCCGACCUGUUAAAAAAGAGUCCGAAGCCCCGUCCACUGAGCAUCAUCAAAAUGAUCCGAAGCCACCAAUGCGGUUUGAUCGGUAGAAAAGUACCGAAGGUGUGUUGCACCAUGCAGGCAAAGAAUGGUGAAACAUUGACGGAACACUCCUGGAAAUCCAACGGCUUAAUGAGCCACAGGAAUUUCGAUUUGCUACCGCACAAAACGUGUGGACCGAUGUCGGGCAGUUCGAGGAUCAUCCGUGGCAACAAGGCUUCCAUUGGGGAAUUCCCCUGGAUGGCCUUAAUCAUAUACAACACAGAUCAACGUUUGGACUUCAAGUGUGGCGGGACUGUUAUCACCGAAAGAUACGUCUUGAGUGCGGCCCAUUGUAAAUUGAAGUCGGCGAUUGGCGUCCGCUUGGGGGAGUACGACGUGGACAAGGUAAUCGACUGCGAGGACGGUUACUGUGCACCAGCUCCCCAAGAUUUUUAUAUUGAAUCGUUUGUUGUACAUCCUGGGUACGAUCCCAAAACGUUCGUUAACGAUAUUGGUAUCAUCAAAUUGUUAACACCUGCUAAUUUUGGCGACCCCAACGUUCAACCAAUAUGUUUGCCAAGCGACGAAGCUGCAAACGCAGAUUUGGUCGGAACACAACCAGUUGUGACCGGGUGGGGUGUGACCGAGGAUGGAACAAAGAGCAGCAAACUGUUGAAAGUACAAAUACCGAUAGUUCCUACAUCGGAGUGCCGCAAAGUGUACAGCCACUUCGCCCCCAUUUCCGAAAAGCAGGUGUGCGCAGGCGGAGUGGACGGCAAGGAUUCCUGCGGCGGCGACAGCGGCGGCCCCAUGCAGUAUCUCGGAAGCAUGGGUGGGAGGCUCGCCUUCAUUCAACACGGCAUCGUUUCGUACGGGCCUAGGGACUGUGGCACCGUUGGUCAGCCAGCUAUUUACACCAGGGUGGACAGUUAUAUGGAGUGGAUUUUGGACAACUUAGAUCCUUGAGAUUGACUUGUCUUUGGUAUAAACAACGUGAUGACUGGUUUAUAUGACUGACAAUGGUCUUAUACCUGUAUAUGGAGAACGUGUGUCUGACUAAAUUAUUAUUUAUGAUUGUACAUAAUUGUUAAAUAAAAUUAUUAAUUUAAUACGUUAA